This is a messenger RNA of Austrofundulus limnaeus, 2574 nucleotides long. RefSeq names its product potassium voltage-gated channel subfamily F member 1. Lineage: Eukaryota; Metazoa; Chordata; Actinopteri; Cyprinodontiformes; Rivulidae. The coding region runs from base 992 to 2497 and encodes 501 amino acids. The transcript has a single exon. Gene Ontology annotation, cellular component: membrane; voltage-gated potassium channel complex. Gene Ontology annotation, biological process: action potential; protein homooligomerization; potassium ion transmembrane transport. The record is from RefSeq and is a predicted model, not a curated record. Gene Ontology annotation, molecular function: protein binding; voltage-gated potassium channel activity.
UUUAUUUUUUAAAUUUAAACCCACACAAAUAUUACUUUAUACUAAAAAUAAACUUAUUUUUAUCCUAUAUUUACUGAAAACUAGAAAACCAAUAAAAGUAGUGCAAUGUGUAAACGUGGCCACUAGAGGGAGACAAACCACCGCCUGACUGUCAAUAAAGCAAAGCAAGCGCUCUGAAGUUUGCUUAAACUUAUGACAUCAAGGUCCAUUUCUGUACACCAGACAUUUUUUAGUCAAAUAAGUUUCCUCACAAUGCCGCUAAAUUCAUUCCUCUAAAAAUUUAUUCUGCUUUCUCACAAGCGUCGCAGUGUUGGAUCAGAUAUUAACGAUGCUGAUUAUGAUUUUACAAUAAAUGGUGGACGAUUUCCUCCUGUUUCCGGUUGACAAUAAUGCGUCUACAUUUUGCACGGCCUCCUUCAAGACCUGACGUCCUGAAUGUGCGCUGCAUCUACAAACUGUAAACAAUCAAGCUGGAGUCAGAAACCGGAAGUACAAAGCUAGCUAGCUCAACUAGCUAUUUGGUUUGUAACAUCGCUGCUUUAUGCACAACUUUAUUCACUUCCCGUUUUAUUAUUCAAAUGUUAAUAGUUGUCAGCGACUACAUCUCUUUAGAUAGUGUCAUAUUAACAUUUUUGGAGGUUUCGAGUUAGCAUUUUGAGUCAAUGCGCGUUCCUCGGUAUUAUUUUGAAAUCCAUAACCGGAAGUAUUCAUCUACAUGCGUCUAAUUUGACAACAGGCGCACUUGGACGCAACUUUCUGUGAGCGCACAGGCGCACUGUUCUCUGGCAAACAGCGGAGUUCAUGCCGCAGUCACGUCUGAGAAAACAUUUUUAUUUUUAUUUUUUAUUUUUGGCUGAAACUUGGAGUUUAGGCGGUUUUCCCGGAAGAUUGAUGCGUCUGUUGACUUGCGUCCACUUCGCCUGUUGACAUUUCUGCGGAAACCUCUCUGUUCUGCGGCUGGUGGGUCGGGGAGGGGUUCGUCGGAACCGAAAUGUGGGGGAUCCAGAGGAGCCGCUACGCCGACUGUAACGGCUCGGAAGCCAGCGAGGAGGCGGAGGUGGUGGUGAACAUCGGCGGGGUGAAGCAGGUGCUGCACGGGGACGUGCUGAACCGCUUCCCGGACACUCGACUGGCCGAGCUGGUGGACUGCUCCCUGAAGUCUCCGGAGGAAAUCUCCUCGCUGUGUGACGACUACGACCCGGACACCGGGGAGUUUUAUUUUGACAGAGACCCCGAAGCGUUCAAGUGCGUAAUCGAGUUGUAUUAUUACGGAGAGGUCCACAUGAAGAGAGGCAUCUGCCCGAUGUGCUUCAUGAAGGAGAUGGACUUCUGGAAAAUCGGCUCGGAUUUUCUCGACGAAUGCUGUAAGAGCCACUUGAAGGAGGUGGAGGAGGAGCUCGCGGAGAUCGCCGAGCGAGUCAGAACCAUCCUGGUGGACCGAGAAGGAGACCCGGCUGCUGGAGGCUGGCAGCGCUUCCAGGUUUCCCUCUGGAGGCUGAUGGAGAAGCCGGAGUCCUCGCUCGCUGCGCACGUCAUCGCCAUCCUUUCCUUCGUUUUCAUCCUCAUCUCCUCCGUGGUGAUGUGCGUGGGCACGAUCCCCGACCUGCAGGUGGAGGACUCGGAGGGGAACCUGACGGAGCACCCGACCCUGGAGGUCAUCGAGACGGUGUGCAUCGGCUGGUUCACCGUCGAGUACCUCCUCCGCCUGAUCUCCUCCCCGAACAAAGUCAAAUUCGUCCUGGCCUUCAUGAACAUCAUCGACUUCAUGGCCAUCAUGCCCUUCUUCGUGGUGCUGAUCCUCACCUCGUUCGGCGCGGGGGUCAUGGAGCUGGCCAACGUGCAGCAGGCCAUCCAGGCUUUACGCAUCAUGCGCAUCGCGCGCAUUUUCAAGCUGGCGCGCCACUCCUCCGGACUCCAGACCCUCACUGCGGCUCUGAAGAGCAGCCUGAAGGAGCUCGGGCUGCUCCUCAUGUACAUGGGCGUGGGGGUCUUCCUGUUCUCCGCGCUGGGCUACACCAUGGAGCAAAGCCACCCGGACACCCUGUUCACCAGCAUCCCGCAGUCCUUCUGGUGGGCUGUGAUCACCAUGACCACGGUGGGCUACGGGGACGUGUACCCCAAAACCACCUUGGGUCGGUGCAACGCGGCCAUCAGCUUCCUGUGCGGGGUCAUCGCCAUAGCGCUGCCCAUACACCCCAUCAUCAACAACUUCGUGCUGUUCUACAACAAGCAGCAGGUGCUGGACACCGCGGCCAAGCACGAGAUCGAGCUGAUGGCGCUGCGCACCGGAGAGGGCGAGCUGCAAGACGCGCCGCCGGGGCGUCGGGAGCACGUGUGCGGCUCCGGCGCGCGACUUUGGGACCAGAGCUCCUCGUGCCACAGCGAGACCCUCUUACCUCUGAUGAGGAGUCCCACAGGAGGGGCCAGCAUCCGGACCCCCAGCGCGGAAACGAGCUUUGAGAGCACAGCUGAGGCCGCCGAAUAUUUUGCUUCAUAGGCAGGGGAAAAAAAUGCUUGAUGAGAGAGGACAAAGUAACAACAACAACAACAACAACAACAACAACAACAACAACA